CACAGAGAGCAACAAUGGCUUCCAAAGCUCUCAUUUUCUUUGCUCUCUUUUCCCUCACAGUUGUGGCCUCAUUUGCUGAGUCAACCGAGUCAUCCGAGUCAGACUCAGGCCUUGUCCUCAACUUCUACAAAGAUUCAUGCCCACAAGCUGAAGACAUCAUCAAAGAACAAGUCAAACUUCUUUACAAACGCCAUAAGAACACUGCUUUCUCUUGGCUCAGAAACAUCUUCCAUGACUGUGGUGUUGAGUCAUGUGAUGCUUCAUUGCUUCUGGAUUCAACAAGAAGAAGCUUGUCUGAGAAGGAAACCGACAGGAGUUUUGGGCUUAGAAACUUCAGAUAUCUUGAAACCAUCAAGGAAGCUGUAGAGAGAGAGUGCCCAGGAGUUGUAUCUUGUGCAGAUAUACUUGUACUUUCUGGAAGGGAAGGGAUUGUUGCGCUAGGAGGACCAUACAUACCUUUGAAAACAGGGAGAAGGGAUGGAAGGAAGAGCAGAGCUGAUGUGUUGGAGCAAUACCUCCCAGAUCACAAUGAGAGCAUGUCUGUGGUUCUUGAAAGAUUUAAGAACAUUGGCAUUGACACCCCUGGAGUUGUUGCUUUACUAGGUUCUCACAGCGUUGGUAGGACACACUGCGUGAAGCUGGUGCACCGUCUCUAUCCGGAGGUGGACCCCGCACUUAACCCGGAUCAUGUUCCACACAUGCUCCACAAAUGCCCAGAUGCAAUCCCCGACCCAAAGGCGGUUCAGUACGUGAGAAAUGACCGUGGUACCCCUAUGAUACUCGACAACAACUACUACAGAAACAUACUAGACAACAAAGGAUUGUUGAUUGUGGAUCACCAAUUGGCCACAGACAAAAGAACAAAACCAUAUGUGAAGAAAAUGGCAAAAAGCCAAGAUUAUUUCUUUAAGCAUUUUGGCAGAGCAAUCACCAUUCUUACAGAGAACAAUCCACUAACUGGAAAUGAAGGUGAGAUCAGAAAGCAAUGCAAUGUUGCCAAUAAACACCAUUGAAGAAAAGAAGGUUUCUUUAUGCUUUUUUAUGAUGAUGAUGAUGAUGCUAUGGAGAAUAAAAAGAUGAUGAUGGUGGUGGCUUCCAAAGUGUUAAAUGUAGGACAUGCUUUCUUGUUUCUUUAUCUUUAUGUUUGAGGGAAAGUGAUGAUGGUGAAUGAAUGUACAUAUGGAUGUAUGGAUGUAUGGAUGGAUGGUGGAGUAUGAGUAUUUAUGGUGCAAGAAAAAGUGGUUGUUGAAGCAAGAACUAUGCAAUUAAUCUAAGGUUUUCUUUGUUUUUCUAUGCA
Messenger RNA from Cynara cardunculus var. scolymus (artichoke), 1297 nucleotides. RefSeq names its product peroxidase 42. Gene Ontology annotation, molecular function: peroxidase activity; heme binding. The transcript has 4 exons. Gene Ontology annotation, biological process: hydrogen peroxide catabolic process; response to oxidative stress. NCBI's taxonomy places the organism in Eukaryota, Viridiplantae, Streptophyta, Magnoliopsida, Asterales, Asteraceae. The record is from RefSeq and is a predicted model, not a curated record. Bases 15 to 1013 code for a protein of 332 amino acids.